ACCCCUGCCUGUCCCUGCCCUCAAAGUGGGAGUCGCUUCAGUGGCUUGAUCCGGCAGGAAAACCACCCAUCAGAAAAAAGAAAAAAACCCAAACCUGAAACAAUUAGUCCUUUGGAUCAAGUAGUUGGAUGAGCAACCAUCAGUUCUCUCUGUGUGGGGAAGGGAAGAAGACUUGGGGAGACCUGGAGUGGGGAGAACGUCCCUCUCAAAGCCACCCUGUAGCGAUGGUGGAUUAAAGGCAGUGUCAACCCAACCCAUCCUUCCCCAAACGUGCCAUGGGGUUGUGUGUCUGUAUUUUUCCACUGCCGACCUGACCGUGAAUGCCUGCAUAAUGGGGAUACAUUAUAGUACCAGCUGCAGUUUUAUUUAGAAGGGAGUAAUGAAUAUUUUGUUCCAACCGGCUUUUGAAACGAACUGCAACCAUCUGGUUAAAAGUUUUGCUCUCAGUCAUGUCAUGAUUCCCCAGCGUUAUAAUCGAGCACCUCUCUGCCCUGGUCGUGCCAAGCAGAUUUAUUUUUAGGUCUGGCUAUUGAGCGGGCUCCCAGUUUUCAAAGACCAUUAGAAUCCCUCACUCAUUAUUAACAGGCGCCCUGGAAGCAGGGACUCGCUUUUGCCUGGAAUCGGUAAAACUUCUUGCUGGUGCUAACAAAGCUGCGGCAGAUACUAAUGAGGGUUUGAGGGCAGACGCUGCCUCAGACAACACUGAUCCUUGAAAAGCACAGAACUGGCUGCAGAACCAACUGUGCUGCUCUUAAAAAAAAAAAAAAAAAACAACAAAAAAAAGCUGUCGCUUCUCUUUUAUUAGAUAUAUAUCCCCAGAGAGCACUUUUAAUGCUCCAAAGUACCCUUUUCUCUGCCAUUGGAUACUCUCUGAUACUUUGGGGAACAGUUUCUGUUUUCUGCUGUCAAGCUGUUUGACGGCAUUGAUUUUUUGUAUUACAGCAGCAACAGGUCACGGGUGAAACUGAGAUCUUUUUUUUUUGAGGUUCCUACACACAACAUACGUAUGUAAUCUUACCUUCCCCAAAGAGAGAUACGGGAGUUCAAACAGGGAGAAUUUACCCGGCUCCAUGGUAAUGUUUUCAAAGCUGCAGAGCAGCUCCCAACCUGAUUGAUGGGUCCUGAGGUAACUGGAUUGUGUGCUGGUAAUUAGCAGGAAACCAGUUUGCCCCAGAGGUUAUCCAGUCUGUAUAGCUCUCUGUGUCCAUUUUAGUGGGAUAGGUGAAUUAGGUGCGUGUAUCUAGAUACUAAAAGCAGAAGUUUCCCAGUGGAUUCCAGUUGAAGCCCUGGUUGUACUGGAAAUGACAGUCACCUCGGCGGGCUGAAGGGGCGUUUCCAAUAGGAGAAUUGAACGAUGUCUCAUUUUUCUCUCCUCUGCAGCAUGGACAAGGACAGUCAGGAUGUUCACCAGGUGCUGAACGAGCUGAAGAACAAGUUCCAGGAGAUGAGGAAGCUGAUCAGCUCCAUGCCCGGCAUCGGUGUGAGCCCAGAGCAGCAGCAGCAGCAGCUGCAGAACCUGCGGGAGCAGGUCCGGACCAAAAACGAACUGCUGCAGAAGUACAAGAGCCUUUGCAUGUUUGAAAUCCCCAAGGAGUAGGAUUUGCUCUGCUCUCCGGGUCUGAGAUACCGCCUCUCCUGGCUGAACAGGAGAGAAAAAAAGUGACAGAAGUUUACAUUUCUUUCUUUUAUGCUUUUUUUUUGGUGGCAUUGCUCUGAAGUUGUGUCUGUGUGGAUCGCAGGCGUGUGACACUGAACCAGAACACUGUGUGCUUCACACAUGACGAUUGCAGCGGCACGUUGACUUUGAUCUGCUGUAGGACUGUGCAUUUAUAUAUGCAUCUCUUCUGUUUUCUCUUGGGGAGGGGUGAGGUAGUAUUUUUUUACAUUCAAGCAAGCAAGAGACAUUAUGUUUUUUUCUUCUCUAAGGGUCAAAGUACCUGCUGGUUAACUUCAACAAGAAAAAGGGGACAUUUUCUGCAUUUUUUUUUUUUUUUUACUUAAAAGUGGCCAAACAUCAAAUAGGAGCAUUAGAGGCAAGUGUGAGCUGUUUGGCUCCACUCCUGGAAAGGGUCUCUGGGACACUUUCCAGUCUCAGUGUGUCAAAAGAGGAGAGAUUGCUUUCAGUUACUUUUGUAUUUCUCUCUCUUUCUCUCUUUCUAAACAAGUGCUGGUUGUGUCUGAGAUGAGUCAAGUAAAGAUGGUGAAAUUCCAAACUGCCCCUCUCUUGUGUAUUCACUGAGUGGAUGCGGGCUGAGCUGGGGCAGGAUUUUGGCAGCGCAGAGGACGUGUGUAGCCUGGGCCCAGCUUCUGCCUCUUGACAUGGCUUUUUGGGAAGCGGGGUGACUUGGGAGAGCAAAGCAGGGACUGCUGGGAGGGUGGAUUCUGAUAGGCUUUGGGUGUGUAAGUGCGUGGCGACUGCAUCUUGUAGGCAGCACAUGGGGCAUCUUGCUCUUAAAGCGGAGGAAGGGAAAGCAGAAUCAAAACAAAGGGCAUAAAUGACAAGAGCUUUUAGUUAUUCCACACGUGACAAAAGUCAGGCUCAACAGGACGGGUCAGUUCCACAUCUGAAGUGCUCCAGGGGCUUCCCACAAACACAAGCACUCGAGCGGCUCGAACAUUUGCCCGGGGCUGAUGGAAAGCUCUUGAGUGUUGUAUCACAGUCAGACAGAUCCCAGGGCUCCCUGCUCUCUCUCCUGCAUUCGCUCUUACGGUGGCUGAUGGGAGCCUGGUAAGUGGCACCACAUCUCACCAACAAAGAUGUGAUGGGACUUUAAAUCUCAUGGUUCCCUGAAUCACGCUGAAGGAUGGUGCAGGUCAGUAGCGGAAAAGGUUAAAAACCAUCAAGUGAAACACAAUAUCCAUCCAGAACCAGCUACCCAAGGGCAGGUAGCGCUUGUGCCUUCAACAGAAGAGAAGCAAGGUCUGUUUGGGUGGGAUUUUCCUUUCCUAAACCAAGAGGCAAGUCGUUCUGCUGGUGGGGAGCUGGGGUGGCUGCGUCUCACCGGGAGCCAAGAGAUUGCUCUGUUCCCGCUGGAAUACUUUGCUAGUACUUUCUUUGGGAAGGUGCCAGUGUGUAAACCCUGAGCAAAGCAGAAUACCAAGGUAAACAAAGCACAACGUACGCUCUUUUUAUUACUGAAAUUACCUUUCUGCCAGCGAUUGCCUAUCCCAGCUCAAUAAAUUCUUGUGUCUCAUGCCUG
This is a messenger RNA of Calidris pugnax (ruff), 3200 nucleotides long. RefSeq names its product mediator of RNA polymerase II transcription subunit 9-like. NCBI's taxonomy places the organism in Eukaryota, Metazoa, Chordata, Aves, Charadriiformes, Scolopacidae. Gene Ontology annotation, cellular component: mediator complex. The transcript has a single exon. Gene Ontology annotation, biological process: regulation of transcription by RNA polymerase II. Bases 1355 to 1597 code for a protein of 80 amino acids. The record is from RefSeq and is a predicted model, not a curated record. Gene Ontology annotation, molecular function: transcription coregulator activity.